CGUGUUACCUCGAACAGGAGCUGUUCCGUCGAGGCGCAGGACGAGUAGUUCUCUUCGAUAGUCUCCUCUUUAUUCUCUUCGGUAUAAAAGGCUACGUGGUGUCUCGCCGGUACGUUUACGGUAACCUCUCGUCCGCGCGUGCCCGUUCGUAACCUCUCGUCCAUCGUCCUCGUCCGUCAAUUUUUUUAUUCCCUCCUCUUUCUCUCCCUCUCUCUCUCUCUCUCUUCCGCACCGAUUUCUCACCCCUCGCGCGCGUUUGCGGUUGUCGCUCAAUUUUUCCUCAUAUUUCUAUAUAUAUAUAUAUAUAUAUUUUUUUUUUAAAUAAAUAGGACGAGUAUAUAAUUCUUUAUUUAUAUACCUCGUGAUCGUCAUUAAUAUUAUUAUUAUAAUUAUUAUUAUUAUUAUUAUUAUUGGUAUCGUCGUCGUCUGUCGUGAUUGGUGCGUGCGUGACCAAAGACGGAAUACGCAGGAACAACAGGAACAGGAGGAACUGAAGGAUUGUUGAAUGAGUAAGGGAGAAAGGAUAAGGUGCCCUUCCUUCCCUUUCUUUUCCUUUACUUCCUUCCUUUUUCAUUUCUCGUUAUUAGUUUUUUCCUUUUUCUUUUCUUCCCUUUCUUUCCUCGUUUCAUUUUAUUUUAAUGCGUGUACGUUAAAAACAUAUCACGCAUGCCGAUAAACAGAGAGCUGUCAAACACAUACACAUACACACACACACGCGCGUCGAUGGAAACACGUGUGUCUCUUUAGGAUGAUCAUUCGAAGGAUUUCAUUUGUUUUAAUUUAUUAAUAAUUGUGUGUUGUUGUUGUUAUUAACAAUCAAUGAUUAUAUUUGGACACGUGAAUUGAACAAUUCAUUUUUGAAGAAACUUUUUUUCAUAAAGAAGAGGAUAUGAUAUAUUUAAAAUGCAUUAUAUAUAUUUAAAAAAAUGUGAAAAAACGUUCUUUAAAUAAAAAAAAAAAAAAGAAAAAAAGAAGAAAUCGUUAACCAUUAACAAGAACUCGUCGGACAUUUACAUCCAAUCGACCAACUAUCUUCUUCUACCUCUCGAGUUUCAUUGCAACAGAUUGAAAUACUAAACACAUCACAGUUUGAGUGGAUUGGUUUCCUUGUGGUUGGGUCUUUUGAUAAAAGAGUAAGACCUAAAAUUCUCUGGUAAAAAAAGAAAAGAAAAAAACAAGAGAAAACCAAAAUAAAACAAAACAGAAAACAAAAGAUUUACUUCCAAGUUGGAGAGAAUUGAUUGAUUUUGGUGAUAACGGGGGUUAUGGUCUCAGGUGCGACGGCGGGGCGAUGACGCUCUAUCACCGUCCACCGUCAUCACCAGGAGUCCCUAAGGACUCACCACCCAGCUUCCUAAACCUAAACCUAAUCCCAGAUCCAAUCCCGAUCCAACCAAUAAUCUUCAGAACAAGGACAACCUCCUAUCGUCUAUCCCGUCGAUCGACAAGGACGACGACGACGAGGAGGAGGAGGACUACGAAGAGAACAAAGACGAGGACGAGGACAAAAACAAGAAGGAUUAACACCUGGGGAAAGAGUAUUCAAACAAAAAGAUACCUCAACGGCAAGCUGUUUAGGUGUUUCUUAACGAAAACAAGGUAUGAGGGAUCGUCCUCAUCGUUAUCGGGAACACGGACAGGCCAUGCCCCUCGAGGAAGUCCAAGGAUUGUUACUUCCACCCUCAAGAACAGGUAACCGGGGACCUGUUAAUGCAACGAUUGUACAGGUGGGAAGAGGAAAUGGAGGGGGUGCUGGAGAUGCCGGAAGUGAUUUAUUGAGAUUGGAACCACCAUCGGAUUUAAGGCCUGCACCAUCACCCCUUUCCGAUACCAGUGCCACCUUACAGUCUGACAACAAUGACACCUUUACUGGAGGUGUCGAUCCAAGGUUACUGUUGGGUGGCACUGGUACCGGAGGUGAUCGUAACACGUGGGAGGGUCGUUAUCACGUGAAGGAACAUCGUCGUGCUGGAAAAGCAACCUUCCAGGGUCAAGUUUACAACUUUCUCGAACGUCCUACUGGCUGGAAGUGCUUCCUGUAUCACUUCUCUGUGUGA
This is a messenger RNA of Polistes dominula (European paper wasp), 2057 nucleotides long. RefSeq lists its product as uncharacterized. The record is from RefSeq and is a predicted model, not a curated record. Lineage: Eukaryota; Metazoa; Arthropoda; Insecta; Hymenoptera; Vespidae.